GUCUUCGUCUCUCUCUUCGAGACAAGCUUUUGCGCGGGUCAUCCUCCCAGCCCAUUCCCAUAAACUCCUAUUUCCUUACCAAAUCUCUUCGAGCUUCCGAAUUGUAGGGCUUUAUUAAAGCUUCUUCAUCCGUUUAUACAAUGGUGGUUAGCAGUGGCGUGUAUUGGAGCCGCACGUGUUACUUGAGGCUGCAACCGCCGAGCCUUGCAUUGCGCAGGAGCUUUUGCAGCAGAACCAUGACUUGCUCUGUUCCUAUGAACGGGACUAAGAAGAGAAAGUCUGAAAAGGAGAAGGUGAUUGUGAUUUCUGGGCCUACAGGCGCCGGAAAAAGCAGACUUGCCAUGGAGCUCGCCAAACGUCUCAAUGGCGAAAUCGUCAGUGCUGACUCCGUUCAGGUGUAUAAAGGUCUUGAUAUUGGAUCAGCCAAGCCAUCAGAUAGAGAUAGAAAGGAGGUGCCUCAUCAUCUUAUCGACAUUUUGCACCCCUCUGAAGACUACUCUGUGGGGCAAUUUUUUAUUGAUGGAAGGCAAGCUACGAAAGAUAUACUUAAUAGAGGGCGUGUCCCCAUAGUUACGGGUGGCACUGGAUUGUACCUGCGAUGGUUUAUCUAUGGGAAGCCGGAUGUGCCUAGACCUUCUCCAGAAGUCAUCGCUGAGGUCAAUGAUAUGAUAGUUGAUUUUCAAACCGAAUAUGACUGGGACGCAGCUGUGGAAAUGGUGGUUAAUGCUGGUGAUCCAAAAGCCUGUUCUUUACCUCGUAAUGAUUGGUACAGACUACGGCGUAGCCUCGAGAUACUCAAGUCAACUGGAUCUCCUCCGUCUUCCUUUCGCAUUCCAUAUGAUUCUUUUCGAGAAAAUUUAAAUUCUCUUGAUGUUGAUGACUUUCUUGAGGACGAUUGUUCUGCUGAUAUCUCUAUCCAAAACAUAGAGACAGAUUUGGAUUAUGAUUUCCUUUGUUUCUUCCUGUCAAGCCCACGGGUUGCUCUCUACAGAUCUAUUGAUUUUAGAUGUGAAGACAUGCUUUCAGGAUCCAAUGGAGUUUUGUCAGAAGCUAAAUGGCUUCUUGAUCUUGGUCUUCUUCCAAACUCAAAUUCUGCAACUCGUGCCAUUGGGUACAAACAGGCCAUGGAAUAUCUAUUGAAAUGUCGUCAUAACGGGGGUGAAAGUUCCCCUGCAGAAUUUCAUGGUUUCUUGAACAAAUUUCAGACAGCAUCCAGAAACUUUGCAAAGAGGCAAAUGACAUGGUUCCGAGGUGAGCCUAUGUACCACUGGCUGGAUGCUUCAAAACCUCUGGAUAUGAUACUUCAAUGCAUAUACGAUGCAUACGAGAGUGAAUCAGAGAUGCUGGAGAUACCCGAGUAUCUUAGAAUGAGAAAAGAUAUAAGAUAUACUCGAGGAGCUUCUGAACUAAAGCUGUACCGCUCCAUAAACAGGCAUUUCGUAAGACGAGAAGACUGUGCUUCGGUGUUAGAGUGGAUCAGAAGUGAAGGAUGUAAGAGUGAAUUUCCAUGCGAGGAAAGCCUACUAGUAUAGCCACUGCUUCAUUCUUAUCCGGAAAGGCCCCAAAAACCAAAACCAAAACCAAAAGAAAAGUUUGUUUUGCUGAUGAGAGUUCACAGAGUAUACAAGAUUUUGAAUUGUGUUCUUGAUUAUACGUAAUGAACAAAGAAAAACCUCGCACACCCUUUCAUUCAUGAGCUCCAAUUAAGAAGCAGUUUACCAAAGAAAUGAAAUCCAAAAGUUGUAA
Messenger RNA from Capsella rubella, 1746 nucleotides. Its product is annotated as tRNA dimethylallyltransferase 9. Gene Ontology annotation, biological process: tRNA modification; cytokinin biosynthetic process. The record is from RefSeq and is a predicted model, not a curated record. NCBI's taxonomy places the organism in Eukaryota, Viridiplantae, Streptophyta, Magnoliopsida, Brassicales, Brassicaceae. The transcript has 11 exons. Gene Ontology annotation, molecular function: tRNA dimethylallyltransferase activity. The coding region runs from base 141 to 1532 and encodes 463 amino acids.